Molecule: messenger RNA, 5396 nt
Organism: Homalodisca vitripennis (glassy-winged sharpshooter)
Lineage: Eukaryota; Metazoa; Arthropoda; Insecta; Hemiptera; Cicadellidae
Gene: Cdk12
Product: cyclin-dependent kinase 12
Exons: 23
Coding region: 396-5027 (1543 amino acids)
Biological process (GO): protein phosphorylation; positive regulation of transcription elongation by RNA polymerase II; transcription elongation by RNA polymerase II
Cellular component (GO): nucleus; cyclin/CDK positive transcription elongation factor complex
Molecular function (GO): ATP binding; cyclin-dependent protein serine/threonine kinase activity; cyclin binding
Source: RefSeq, a predicted model, not a curated record
UCGAAAGAUAAUGAAAUGGAAAUGGCCGACAAGGCGUAGUCGUAUGAGACUAUGAUGAUUCUGAAUUCCGUUUUGGAUACAAUUGCCAAUCAAUAAUUGACCAAUCAAGAAAAUAAAGUUUAUUAAACGAUUCCAACAUCAUAUAUAUUUGAAGUUUUCUUUAAGACAUUUAAUUUUAAGAUUACCGGUCUAAACAAACGAUACAUAGUGAUGAAGAUCAUCAGCAAGAUCGCUUGCAGAGACCAACCAAGUUGAAUAGAUUACUUCCACGUCGCCGUUCAUUGUUAUUGUAGCUGCCUUAUCUUUUCUUUUUUGAAGAAUUUUGUGUGUGAAGAAAUUAGUCUUUCCAAGCUUCGUUAAAAUGAUGAAAAAUUAUUUUGUUAAAUCAAGGUGUAAUGCCCAGUGGACAAGAUGCGGAUCAGAACGGUACCGAGUGUCUGCCCCAACACAACUUCUCACAGCGUGAUCUGGACAGCCCUGAGUCAGGCGAGAUAGAUGGGGCUAGUAUGGACUCUAUUGUGAACUCAUACAAGCAUUCCCGUAGAAGUUCUGACAGUAAAUCAAAAAAGUCUCGUAAGAAAAGACAUUCACAGACAGCUGAUAGUGGGGACGACCUAGAGCAAAGUACUGUUGCGAUCACUUCAUCUUUCAAACCUCUCGUUGAGUAUUCAGACGUAAGUUCUGAAGAACUUUCCAGCCCCGAGGCAGGAGAAAUUCAGAGUGAAGAAAGUGUUUUGGACCACAGUGGCGAAGACUCUUCAAUGUCAAGGAGGCCGAAUCAUCACAAACGCCACAAAGAUGAGAGAUACAGAUCAGAGAAAUCUUCUCAUCAUGGGUCUCCCGUUCCAAAAGAAGGCUCCGCACUUUCUCCUGUACGACAGAAAGAGAAGAAAGAAAAGCACAAGAAGAGGAGCGCAGACACAUCGCCAAAACUGAUCAAACAGAGGAGCACAUCCCAGGAAGGCAUCAAGGAGAAGAAACACAAAGAGAAAAAACACAAGAAAUCCGAUAAAAAAUCUAAACACAGUCCUUCCAGUUCAAAGAAGAAACGGAAGAAGUCCAAGCACGCCUCUAAGAGCAGCAGUCUUGAAAAGAAUGCUUCACGUGAUAUAAGUCAGUCUCCUCCAGAGAUCUUUCAGAGGCCGAGUCCGAACAGAACGUUCCUCAACAGGCCUGGAGAGCUCAACGAUGGUGCGUGGGAAGAGGAGGAGUUCGCACAGAGGAAGAACGGGUCCAGGUUCGGUUCUGGUGAGAGUGAAGGGGAGAGGAGGCUCACGCCCCCGGCACUACAGAGGGUAGCUUCGGCAGGCUCCCCCCACACCCCUCCUCUGCCACCCAAGGCUUACGAGAAGAGCAAGCCUUGCAGUCCAGGUGAAAUGAUGCCAAGUUUUAUAGAAGAAGGUGAGGAGGUGAUGAGGCCACACAGCAGAGGCAGGAGGGCAGAGAGCCUGGAGGAGGGGGAGGAGAGAGGGCGAACAAGAAGCAGGACACGUAGGGAGAGUCUGGAAGAGGGUGAGGAGAGGGGAGACGAUAGGCCGAGGAACAAACAUCGGGCGGGAAGUCUGGAGGAGGGAGAGGACCGCAGGCCUGGCAGGACCAAACACAGGGCGGGCAGCGUGGAGGAUGAGGAGGGACGGCGCACCAGGAGUAAACAUCGGUUGGACAACCUGGAGGACGGCGAUGAGAGGAAGGCGAGAAACAAACACAGACCUGACAGUCUGGAGGACGGGGAAGAGCGGAGAGCCAGGAGCAGACACCGAGCGGACAGCUUCGAGGAGGAGGAGAGGAGACCUCCUCUCAGGCGGAGGUCACCUAGCAUUGAGGAGAUCCAUAGGAUGAGGCGGAGGUCCAUCUCACCCCCACCUUUCCGCAGAUCUCCGAGCUUGGAAGAGGAGCGGUUGCGGAUGAUGCACCGUGAACAAAUGGAGUACGAGGAGUACCAGCGCGGUAUGCGGCGACUGUAUCGCGCAGACAGCAUGGAGGACCUGGUGAGACUGCCCGUGCGACGGCGGCGCACGCCCUCUAUAGAGCGAGAAGAAUGGGAGUCUCCGGUGAGGAUAGUAACAACACACACCACAGUGAGGACAGUGAUCAGGCGCAGCGUUUCUCCACCUCAUCGCAAACGGCGGAGGGCAGAGCGCGAGAGUCGGCGGAGGGACAGCCACCGCAGGAAAGAGCACAAAGCAAGGAAGAACAGAACGCGGAAAUCAAGAUCAAGAUCUCCCUUAAGGUCACGACAUUCACUUUCGCGCAGUCCCGUGAGGUCGAGACGCAAAGUGAGCCGUUCGCCUCCCCCUCCCGCCCCUCCACGCCACUACAGCCGCUCACCUAGCUAUCCCCGGGACUACAGGGCGGCCAAGCGACCUCGCUCUAAGUCGAGGUCCAAGUCCCCCGCAUCCCUGCGGAAAGUUAGGGAGAUUUCGGCAAAGGCCAAGAUGAGUGAGACAAGUCUGUUUGCCGAACUGGUGAAGGACAGACACAUGCGGGAGUUGGCAAUUAAACGGCUUGCUGCGUUGACCGACCGGGACGAGGACGGCGUAGUGUUGGUGGAGGACAACAGCCAAGAGAACAACCCUUCCUCGCAGGAGGAGACCACCAGAACACCUCCGCAGGCAGUCAACGUGGACGACAUCCCUGUGCCGAAGAUGGAGUCACCUCCACCACCCCCACCUGCCAUGUCGACACAGAACGCGUACCCUCUGGCGAUGGACCCUACGGCAUCCCUCCCGCCGGACAUGAUCUCGAAGAUGUCCGUCUCACCUGUCACUGUUAACGCCAAGAGUGACCCAGGGACCACUGUGACGCCCCCGUUCAAAGCGAACACAAUAGAAACUAUCGCUUUGGCGAGGAAACCCGUCGAGGAUGUGAAUAGUGUAAAUAGAACUAGUGAACUUGUCAAAACGGAACCUAUAGUGGCUGUGAAAAGUGAACCUGAUCCUGUUAAAAAAACGGUGCUAGUUUCUAAACCCAAAAGCUUAACGAAGUUGCCAAUGCCCCCCGGAAUCGACCAGAAUGACCUGGAGAGCAUUGACUCUCCGCCUAGCAAGUCCCCGAGCCCCAUACCUGAGAAGAAGACACCGCCAAAGAAAGGAAUUAGAGACUUACCACUACCUCCAGUUGUUGGCGGUGCAGAGGAGUUGAGCGGGGACGAUGACAUGACGUUGACUCCACCUAGGUUGAAAAAAGCGAACAAACGACCAAAGCACGACCCCACCAAACUGCUGACGAAACCCCGUAUCGUGAAUAGACGGAGGCCGCUGAUUCAGACUACGCCCAGUGACUGGGGCGAACGCUGCGUAGACGUGUUCGAGGUCAUCACGCAGAUCGGAGAAGGCACUUAUGGUCAAGUGUACAAGGCAAAGGACAGGCGAACUGGUGAGUUGGUAGCCCUGAAAAAGGUCAGGUUGGAAAAUGAAAAAGAAGGUUUCCCGAUCACAGCAGUUAGAGAGAUCAAGAUCCUUCGGCAGCUGAACCACAAGAACAUUGUCAACCUGCGGGAAAUCGUAACUGACAAAUCGGACGCUCUGGAUUUCAGAAAGGACAAAGGCUCAUUCUAUCUAGUGUUUGAGUACAUGGACCACGAUCUUAUGGGACUGCUUGAGUCAGGGAUGGUGAACUUCAAUGAGAUGCACAACGCUUCCAUCAUGAAACAGCUGUUGGACGGCCUCAACUACUGCCACAAGAAGAACUUCCUCCAUCGCGACAUCAAGUGCAGCAACAUCCUGAUGAACAACAGAGGAGAAGUGAAGCUGGCUGACUUCGGACUGGCGAGGCUGUACAAUGCGGAGGAUAGGCAGCGGCCGUACACCAACAAGGUGAUAACUCUGUGGUAUCGGCCGCCGGAACUACUGCUGGGGGAGGAGAGGUACGGGCCGGCCAUCGAUGUCUGGAGUUGUGGCUGUAUCCUGGGCGAGCUCUUCCUCAAGAAACCUCUCUUCCAGGCCAACGUGGAGAUGAUGCAAUUGGAAAUGAUCUCGAGGCUGUGUGGAACGCCUACGCCCGCAGUGUGGCCAACUGUUAUAGAGCUGCCUCUGUGGCACACUCUCAAACCCAAGAAGACGCACCGUCGCAGACUCCGUGAGGAGUUUAUCUUCAUGCCCUCAUCAGCCCUAGAUUUGCUGGACAAGAUGCUGGAGCUGGAUCCGGACAAGAGGAUCACUGCGGAGCAAGCACUGAAGUCGGCCUGGCUCAAGAAUGUCAACCCUGAGAGGAUGGAAGCGCCCGAGUUGCCAACGUGGCAGGACUGUCAUGAACUGUGGAGCAAGAAACGUAGACGGCAGAUACGGGAGGCGGAGAUGGCCGGCAAGAACAAGAUGCAGACUAGGAUGCCACCUUUCGAUGAUUGUAUGGAUAACGCCGGGGGAGGAUCCUCUUGCUCACCCCUACAGAAAAGGAUACUAGGAGACAGCUCAUCUAAGGCGCUGAAGAUGGAGGCGGGGUUCAUGAGUCGGGAGAUGUCCUACCACGCACCGGUCGGACCGGCGGCCAUGUUGGACUCCCCCCUGGAGACGACCACACCUCCACAGCCGGCCUCCCGGACGAAUGCAGGUGUGCGGCCGAUGUCGAUAUCAACGUCGUCAAACCACAGCGAGUCGAGGACACCCCCAGCGAUGGAAGUGGAGGAGACGAUACACAACCAGCUGUCUGGUAUCGCACAUGCGUUGCUUACAAGGCAGCCCGUCAGAGUGCAGCAGCUGAUGGCUCUGCACAACGACAAGGAGAUUGACCAGAUGACGUACCAGUUGACCGACAGCUUGCGGACUGAGUUGAGACAAGCAGCCAGCAGUUCCUCGGUCAAACCUCACAAACUGGACCCUAAACAGCACGUUUUCUAUCCACAAGUGAGCGGAGACGGCUGGAGUGGCGGGGAGGGGGGGUUUGACGCUCAUGCCGUGUACGCCGGAGAUAACGCCGUGAGUGCCAGUAACCGCACCAGUCUCGCCACGGAAGGGGUGCGCAGUACUCUGGCCGCGCUGCUCACCAGAUACAACUACCCAGCUGCUGCGCAAUCCCUGCAUACAGGAUGACAGUGGUUCUAGUCGCAAUAAGCCUAUUGCCUGGCCUAGCCUCAAGAUGGAACUUCGAAGGUCAGCGAUUCGUGCCUCGGAGCAUUCCAAGACUUCAUCUAUAUAAUGUGUACAAAACUUAGUUUUUUUGUAAAAACGUGAAGACAUAGUUGUGGUUUUAGCUAUAAGUAGCUGGACAGUAAUAUUUGUUUUGUUUUUACGAUGCCUGGACUUUAUCUGUACUUUACUGAUCACUGUUUUCAUAAUUUUAUUGUUUUGUAUAUAGUGCGGAAUCGAAUAAUUUUAUUGUAUUAUAUUUUGGAGGGUUAUCAUUCUCUCUUAUCAAAGUGGUGUGAUUACUGCUGUUAAUAAAGAGAAUAUUACCGAUCA